UGAAGUAAAGACAUGUGGAUGCCCGUAAUUCGAACAGAGUGUGCGUGAAUUGGUUCUGGGCCAAACUGAAUGUGAAAAUAGCUCCCAAUAAAGUGCAGACAUCCAGCCGACUGUGAUCAGGAUCGGCUGCCUAGUGGAUCUCGCCUGACAAGAUCGUUUGGAGAGCACCAAGCGGUUCCGGUGGCGGACUGGAACCCGACCCUUGAACGGCUUGACAGAUGAACCUCCUAGCGCUCGCCCUGCUGGUCUCUCUCGCCGCCGGUCAAAGUCCAAUUGUGAAGACAAAGGAAAAACUAACAGCAGUUUUAGGUGAAAAUCUUACCUUCACUUGUACAACACAUUUAAAAGAUAUUCUACAGGUGACCUGGCAAAAGUUAAAUGGUCAAUCAGAGGACAACAUUGCCACUUAUAAUGAAAAAUUUGGACCCAAAGUAUUUGGGUCGUUUACUGAUAGGGUUUCUAUUUUGCCGUCAAAUCAGCAAGAGUCCACCCUUGUACUUUCUGGAGUGAGGUUUGAAGAUAAAGGAUGUUAUCAGUGUCUCUUCACGACAUUCCCAACUGGAUCAAAUAUUGGGAAGACCUGCCUCAAUGUACUUGCAAAAAGUCCGAAUGAGGAGACGCAGGAGAAUAAGACAGCAGUUAUAAGUGCAAACGUUAACUUCAGCUGUACAACACAAUUAGAAAAUAUUCAACAGGUUACCUGGAAAAAGCUAAGUGGUCAAUCUGAGGAAAAUAUAAUCAUAUUUAAUGCAACACUCAAUACAUUUGAGUUACGUAAUGAUAGAGCUACUUUAAUAUCAAGAAAUGAGCAAGGGUACACAAUUGAAUUAUCUGGAAUAAAGCUUGAAGAUGAAGGAUGUUACCAAUGUCUCUUUAAUACAUCUGAAAUUGGAUCAAGUUCUAGGAAGACCUGCCUCACUGUAACUGCACAUGCAUCGAGAUUUAGAUCACAAAAUUAUUUUUGGAUUAUUUUGGGACUGCUGGCAAUUUUGAUAGUAUUUUAAUAUUCUGUUUCAACUGGAAUAAGAAAAGGAGAUGCAAAAAAAGGGUUGGACCUUAUUUGGACAUUAAGACAUCUUGUUCAACAAUGGCAGUUCAAAUGACAAAAUAGGACAAAUUCGGGCAUCUGACUACAAGCACUUUGACUGCAAAACAAGAUUUACAAGAACGGGAACAAAGAUGAACAUUAAAAAAUGCUGCUUCUAUGUGUAAAUGUUGUUCCCUAACAAGAUUGCCAGAUAGGUUAAAUCAAUUAUUACACAGUGACUAAUUGCAAUUAUACAUUUACACCACACAAAUGAAAUUCCUUUUAAAAUGACUUAAGCAUUGGUCGAUUAUUUUUAAAUAACUCAUAUCUGCAUUAACAAGACAGAAAAAAAGUUUUUUAUUUGUUUAUUACAACACAAUGUGAUAUAAAUAUUGUGGAAAAUUUGUUUACAAUUGAAAUAUAAAAUUAACUGAAAUAGCAUAGAUCAUCUGUUCUCAAUCUAUUGCAAUAAAUAUACUGUAAGGCUAAUUUUUUAUUGUGUAUUCAGAAGCUAUAUUUGUUUACUUCCACAAAAAUUUUGCUGGUUUAAUUUCUAGUAGCUGUACUCUAUUACUGAAAUAUCAAAUGUCACAUUUUGUGAGUAACUUUUUUACCAGUUUUAUUUAGUAAGUUGCAUGAUAUACUGUAUAAAAAAGUGUAUUGCAGUAAAAACAUUUCUACUCUGUGAUGUUCUUAAUAAUCACUUCCAGUAUUAUUCAAGUUUUUUUUUCUGUAUUUUUUUUACUGUGCUAUGUUUAGUAUGAAGAAAAACAGAAAACUAAUUACAUAGCUUUUGAGCAUUUUGUAUGUUGGAAAAUUGUUGUAACUAACCACCUGGAAGCUCUCCUUGAGAGAGCAUAAUAUUCCAUAACCAAAAGAUAACAUCGUACAACUGUGUGUUCUGUAGGCCUAUGUUUGAGCAUACUUAACAGGGCAAUUAAGGUUAGCCACAUAUUUGUUGUGACUUAAGUUACAUGUAAACCAGAAUAGAUAAAAGCAUUAGGUGUCCUCCAUUCAAAGGCAUUAAUAAACAAAUUGUUUUUUCAAUGAUAAAUUGAUGGCAUUGUGAUGGUUUUGGAGUGUAACUUUAAGCUUGAACAUGCUACUUGUUCCCUAUCCACUUGUGUAUUCAAAAUGUGAUGUUGAUUGGACAGUUGAAGCAUGUUGUGUGCCUGCUUUGUAAUAAUUUAACAUUGUCAUAUUCUUCCCGAUUAAUGUCUUGGUAUUAGUAUCUGCUUAGCAAAUAAACCACUACCUCUUUGGAUAUAUACUGUGUUUCACUGCAUUUCUAAAGGCUUUACGGUGAUCAGUUUUGAACCUUCAUCUUGGAGAUUAAUUUGAUCAUUUAAGCCUGUGAACCUAGUUUUCAGAACUCAACAUCCAACACUGAAAAAAAAUCUUUAGGUGAAUGAAUGGGUCUGAACUAUAUUUCUAUAUUGUCAUUAUAGAAAUGAUUGUAAUUUGCAAAAUUGAAGCCCAUGGAUUAAAAUGGCAUUGGUGGCAUAGAAAAGAGACUAGCAGAGGGACAAGAAACAGAGAGUCAUGUUGAAUGGUUGUUGCUCAGGCUAGAGGAAGUAAUGCAGUGAUCCUCACUGCUUUUCUUGAUAUCAAUGCAAAAAUUGCAGAUGACCCAAAACUUGGACAUAUAGACAGUCUAAUUGAAUGGGCAGACAAGUGGCAGAUGAAAUUUAAGAAAGAGAAAUACAAAGCAAUACAUUUUGGAGGGAAGAACAAGGAAAGCCAAAGUAUUUGAUUCUAGAAGGGAUAUGAGACGGGAGGGUGGCGGAUUUGGGUGUAGGUAAGCACAAAUCUUUGAAGGUAGUUGGACGGACUGAGAAAACUAAUAACAAAUCAUGCAGGUCCUGGGCUUUAUAAAGAGAGUAGUGGAAUGAAAGAGUAAUGGAAUUAUGCAGAACUUCUAGAAAACACUUUCUCAGCUGCAAUUCUGCAGCCAAUUUUGCUCAUUGAAUGAUAUGAAGAAUGUGAAGACCUGAGAGGAUGCAUAAAAUAUUUUGUAGAAUAAUCCCAAGGAUUGAGGGAUUUCAGUUACAUCAAUAGGAUGGAGAAACUGGGAUUUUUCUCUUUUUAGAAACAGAGGUUAAGAGGUGAUUUGACAGAGAUAUUCAAGUUCAACAAGAGAUGAGACAAAAUGAAUAAAGAAAAAUGAUUGAGAACUAGAUACCAAUUUAAAGUGGCAAAAUAUCAAGGAUGACAUGAGGAAGAACUUCCUCAUGCAGUGGGUUGUAAUGAUCUGCAAUUCAUUAUCUGAAGCAGUGGUGAAAAGAAAUUCAUUCAUUUCUUUUAAAAGGGAAUUAUAAAGGUAACUGGGGAGAAAAAUAUGGAGAGCUAAGGUGAAGGAGCAGGGUAUGGAACUGAUGGGAUUGCUCUUGCAAAGAACUAGCAGGUGGGAUGAAAAGCCACUUUCGAUGAUGUAAUGAUUAUAUUGUUCAUCAGUGAGUCUCCACAACAGAUACCAUGUCAAGUAUGUCUUUUUGAGAGUUUCACUCUCAGGCCAUGUCCUCAGAUAUUGUGCUGAUCAGCUGGCGGGGGUAUUUGCAGACAUAUUGAACCUCUCCCUACUUCAAUCUGAGGUUCCCACCUGUUUUAAGGAGACCACUAUUAUCCCAGUACCUAAGAAAAAAAAGGUAACAUGCCUUAAUGACUACCGACCAGUGACUCUGACAUCCACCAUCAUGAAGUGCUUUGAGAGGCUGGUCAUGGCACACAUCAACUCUAGCCUCCCAGACAACCUUGACCCACUGCAAUGCGUAUACUGCCGAAACAGGUCUACAGUGGACACCAUCUCCCUGGCCCUACACUCAACUCUGGAGCAUCUGGACAGUAAAGACACCUGUGUUAGACUAUAGUUUAUUGACUACAGCUCCACCUUCAAUACUAUAAUUCCAAGCAAACUCAUCACCAAACUCCGAGACCUGAGACUCAACACCUCCUUCUGCAACUGAUCCUUCACUUCCUGACCAACAGACCGCAAUCAGUGAGGAUAGGCAGCAACACCUCCGGCACCAUUAUUCUCAACACUGGUGCCCCACAAGGCUGCGUCCUCAGUCCUCUACUCUACUCCCUAUAUACUCAUGACCGCAUGGCCGGAUCCUGCUCUAGCUCCGUCUGUAAGUUUGCAGAUGAUACCACCGUUGUAGGCUGUAUCACAAACAGCGAUGAGUCAGAGUACAGGAAGGAGAUAGAGAGCUUAGUAACAUGGUGUCAUGACAACAACCUUUCCCUCAAUAUCAGCAAAAGAGCUGGUCAUUGACUUCAGGAAAGGGGGUGGUGUACAUGCACCUGUCUACAUCAAUGGUGCUGAGGUCAAAAGGGUUGAGAGCUUCAAGUUCCCAGGAGUGAACAUCACCAAUAGUCUGUCCUGGUCCAAGCACAUAGAAGCCAUGGCCAAGAAAGCUCACCAGCGCUUCUACUUCCUCAGGAGGCUAGAGAAAUUUGGCAUGUCCCCUUUGACACUCAUCAACUUUUAUCGAUACACCAUAGAAAGCAGCCUAUCUGAAUGCAUCACGGCUUGGCAUGGCAACUGCUCUGCCCAGGACUGCAAGAAACUGCAGAGAGUUGUGGACACAGCUCAGCACAUCACAAAAACCAGCCUUCCCUCCGUGGACUCUGUCUAUACCUCUCGCUGCCUUGGUGAAGCAGCCAACAUAAUCAGAGACCCCACCCACCUGGGUCAGUCUCUCUUCUCCCCUCUCCAAUCAGGAGCUUGAGGGCACAUACCACCAGGCUCAAGGACAGCUUCUGAUAAGACUAUUGAACAGUUCCCCUAUAUGAUGCGAUGGACUCUUGACCUCACAAACUACCUUGUUAUGACUUUGCACCUUAUUGUCUACCUGCACUGCACUUCCCUGUAGCUGUGACACUUUACUCUGUAUUCUGUUAUUGUUUUUACCCUGUACUACCUCAAUGCACUGUGUAAUGAAUUGAUCUGUAUGAACGGUAUGCAAGACAAGUUUUUCACCGUAACUCGGUACAAGUGACAAUAAUAGACCAAUACCAAUACCAGUUGAAGUAUAUUGCCAUUCUUUCAUCAUUGCUAUCUCCAAAUCCUGGAACUCCCAAUGCAACAGUUUUUUUGCGGCACCUUCAUGAGAAGGGCCACAGUGGUUCAAGAUGGCGGCUCACCACCACCCUCUCAAGGGCAAUUAGGGAUGGGCAAAAGAAUCUGCCUUGUCAGCAAUGCUAUAAUCCUGAAAAAUAAAUAAAUUCAAUACUUUGCUUGGACAGUCACCUAAAAAUCCAAUAUCUUUGGCAUCUUGUCAUUAUUUGGCACAAUUGAUAUUAAUUCUCUUUGACAUCGCUAUGUGUUAUUCCUCGGAUGAGCAACAACAAAUAAUUUUAAGCUUCUUACACCAAGGACCCAUGAAUAGAUCACAAUUUCCCUUUUUGGAUUUUCGGUCACAUUUUGUCUCUCUGGAGUAGACAGUGGGCUGCUUUAAUUACAGACACCAGCAAUAUUUUGGUCUUGUUUUAUAUUUAAGAAGUGAUUCAAGUACUGAGUCUAAUUUAGGAAAGAACACAUCCUUUUUAUUACAUGCCCAUUAACUUCUACUCAA
Molecule: messenger RNA, 5601 nt
Organism: Pristis pectinata (smalltooth sawfish)
Lineage: Eukaryota; Metazoa; Chordata; Chondrichthyes; Rhinopristiformes; Pristidae
Product: nectin-1-like
Exons: 5
Coding region: 219-1004 (261 amino acids)
Molecular function (GO): cell-cell adhesion mediator activity
Source: RefSeq, a predicted model, not a curated record